This is a messenger RNA of Closterium sp. Naga37s-1, 2718 nucleotides long. Lineage: Eukaryota; Viridiplantae; Streptophyta; Zygnematophyceae; Desmidiales; Closteriaceae. The record is from the annotation of a GenBank genome assembly.
AUGGCUGUCCACGUCAGCGCGCAUCGUCCGUUGGUCGGCGUCAGCAGCGGCCUUAACGCUCAUCGGCGCGCUUUCGGCGUGCGAAUCCCCGUUAGUAGCUCUUCCUCGUCUGCCUUUAUCGGGAACGGCGGGAUUAUGCGGGGUGUGGCCGGCAAUGACCGCGAAAUGGUCGACAGAAACGGCGGAUUUCGACGAGCGAUGCUGAUCGCGGCGUCAUUGAUGGGAGGCGGAGCUGCUGCUGCUGGCACCGCUGCUGCCUCCAAUGCGGCCAUGGCGGAAGAUCUCACUGCUUCAUCUGGACCCACAUUGGCGUCAGCAACAGAAUCAGACUCAGAAUCGGAUCUCAACUCAGGAUACGCUCUGCCGCCAGCGGAGAUCCUGUCCAUCGUGGAUGCGCCGCCCAAUCCCGCGCUGUCGUUUAGUCCGAAGCGGGAGAGGGUACUGUUCAUGCACCGACCUUCGCUGCCGCCCAUUUCCGAGCUGGCUCGGCCGGAGCUGAAGCUGGCUGGGGUGAGGAUCGACCCCGAGGCUCACAGCCGCAGCAGAAUGUCGUUCUACACGGGGGUGACCAUCCACAGGGUGAAUGGCGACGACACACUCGGGGACGCGGUGGACAUCACAGGGCUGCCUCCGGGCAGCAAGAUCAACUUCCUCUCCUGGUCACCAGACGGCCAGCACUUGGCGUUCACAGUGCGCGGCGACGGCGAGGAGGGCGACAAUGGCGAGAAGCAGGCAGGCCGCCAGCUGUCACUCUGGGUGGCUGACGUGGCAACAGGCAAGGCGAGGCAGCUGCUGGGGCCGCCGCAUGCAGCCAUCAACGCUGUCUUCGACUCCUAUGCGUGGCUGGACGGCAGCACGCUCAUCGCGAGCAUCAUCCCCCCAGGCCACCCGCCUCUGCCCACGCGCCCUGCCGUCCCCCCCGGGCCCAAGAUCUCGGACAACCAGGGGGGCAUGGCAGCGCAGUCGCGCACGUUCACGGAUCUGCUCAAGGACGAGUUUGACGCCCGCCUGCUGGAGCACUUUGCGCUCUCUCAGAUAGUGAAAAUUGAUAUUAAUGACCCGGAGGGAUCGAUGACGCCCAUUGGCCCACCGGACAUGUACAUGUCGGUGGAGCCAUCACACGACGGCAAGUACCUGCUGGUGGAGCGCAUGUGCCGCCCCUUCUCCUUCGAGGUGCCCUGUGAGUCAGAGGCAGUGAGGGGGGACGUAGUGGGUGCAGUGCAGUGCAGGGUGCUGCAGCAGAGGCCCUGUGGCCGCUUUCUCCGCCGCGUGGAGGUCUGGUGCAGCGGCACCGGUGACGCUGCACCAGUGACAUGCUGCAGGUGGGGAGAGGGGGGUUCUGUGAACGCAGAGCAGUGGAGCAGCCCAGCAAUGGACGCCGUGUCAUCAUUCUCCUGCCGCAUUGCCGUGCGGCCCGGCGACACAGCGAGAUGGUGCCAGCCAGUGAUGUGUAGGACGAGUGCAGCCCGUGAGCCGUCUCCCCCUUGUUUCCCUCCCUUGCCUCCCUGCGUCUCCACUUCUGCCAUCUCUCUGCCUUCCUCCCCUUGCUCUGCGUCCUUUUCUGUCUCCACUCUCCUCCAACCUACCCAGCUGCUGCCGUUUCUCCCUCACUUCCGUGACCAGACAGUGGCAAAAUCAAAUCUCUGUGCCUCUACCAAUGUGCCUCUCCUACUGUACUUCCCUCACAUUGCACAGCUGGUGGCGGACCUACCGCUGGCGGACAACAUCCCAGUGACCUUCAACUCAGUCAGGACGGGCCGCCGCAGCAUCAACUGGCGCCCUGACGUGCCCAACUGCCUCUACUGGGUGGAGACGCAGGACGGGGGAGACGCCAAGGUGGACGCCUCUCCACGUGACAUCGUGUACACACUUCCAGCUGACCCCAAGCCCGGCCAGCAGCCUCAGGAGCUCUGCUGCCUCGACCUGCGCUACGGGGGUAUCACAUGGGGCGAUGAGGGACUGGCUCUGGUCUAUGAGAGCUGGUUCAAGACUCGCCGAACCCGAACCUGGGCCAUAGCCCCGGGCGGUGCCUCCGGACCUCUUCCUCCGGACCAGCGUCCCCCGCCGAAGCUCAUCUUCGACCGGUCCUACGAGGACCGGUAUUCCGACCCUGGCAGUCCACUCCUGCGUCGAACCAGCAUGGGGACCUACGUGCUGGCGCAGGUUCGGAUGCCAGAUGGCGCGCUGCGAUUGCUCCUCGCCGGGGACGGCGCCAGCCCGGAGGGCAACGUGCCGUUCCUUGACCUGUUUGACUGGCAGAGCGGGGAGAAGGAGCGUGUGUGGCGCAGCGACACAGACAAGUACUUUGAGACCAUGUACUCGCUGCUAGGGGAUCAGGAGGAGGGGCCCAUUGACUUGAAGGACUUGAAGCUCAUUCUGUCCCGCGAGUCCAAGGAUGACCCUCCACAGUCGUUCGUCAGGAGGUGGGCGGACGGGUCAGAGGUGCAGCUGACGAACUUUCCGCACCCCUACCCAUCCCUCCGCGGCCUCUCCAAGGAGAUCAUCCGCUACACGCGAUCCGACGGUGUGCAGCUCACGGCCAAGCUCUUCCUGCCGCCCGGCUACAACCCCGCUACAGACGGGCCGCUGCCCACGGUGCUGUGGGCGUACCCCCGCGAGUACAAGAGCAAGGAGGCCGCGGGGCAGGUGCAGGGCUCGCCCAAUCAGUUCCCGGGGAUCGGGGCGUCCUCACCGCUGCUGUUCCUCGCUAGAGGGUAA